AUGCCUACAAAGAAUAAUAAGUUCGAGUCGGUGUUGAGAUGGAGCCUAGGUGGACCAGGCACAAUCACGACCACGUUGUUCAACCUAAUGGCAAAAGAAGGGUGUUUCUUCAUCGUCGAAGCCACCAUUUGGCAAAUCGGAAAGCUCUUGCGACGCCACCACUGUUUCCAGUUAAACCGGAGAUUGAAAAUGGCAUGGAUCGGACAAUUAUCCAAGAAUCUGAAAGAGCUCCGAGUUCUCUUUUGUCAAACUUCACCUGCCAGUUCUUCCACAAGGGCGUUUGUUGAGAAGAAUUACAAGGAAUUGAAGAAAGCAAACCCUAAGUUGCCUAUACUGAUCCGCGAGUGCAGCGGCACCGAGCCUCAGCUGUGGGCGAGAUACGAUAUGGGAGUUGAGAGGGGUAUUCGUUUGGAAGGGAUGUCGGAGGAUCAAAUCUCAAAGGCAUUGCAGGAUCUUGCAAAAGGUGGGGCGUCCCUUAAAUCCUAAACCAUUUGUCACUCCAUAUUUUGCUUCUUUUCAAGAUGAAUAAUCCCGAUAUCAAUGGGUGGUGAAUGUCAUUUUCUUCUGAUUUUAGCAACCCUAAAGUGGAUUUUGUAAUGCAAUAUCAACAUUUCUAAAUUGAAAACCGUGAAAUUUGUGUGUUGUUUUAUUAUGGCUUAAAGUUUGGUUGAUUGGUAUGAUGAUCCUUGUGUGUUUAAGGCACUCAUGAAGUCGUGAUCUCCUUUGUGCACUUGUGCUUGUUGUGUUUGUAAUUGGGUUGUACAACAAAACAUGACAUACAACUUUGUAAUCUGUUUGACAUGAUCUGUAGGGGAAA
Molecule: messenger RNA, 817 nt
Organism: Lactuca virosa
Lineage: Eukaryota; Viridiplantae; Streptophyta; Magnoliopsida; Asterales; Asteraceae
Source: the annotation of a GenBank genome assembly